AUGACCGCGUCACAAAAAACAUUUUAUCUCUGGUUCGAAGAAAAUUACAAGAACAUACCAUAUUACAUUUACGUUUUAUUCACUUUUAAAAUCCUUCUGAAAAUCGAAAAUAUCGGAUAUGAACAUUUAUCACUCAAUGAUCUCGAAAAUAGUCUAUACAAAAUAGGAAAACUUCGUCAUAAACUAUUAGAGUCGAAUAGGCAUCCAGAUUUAUCGAAAUAUUAUAAACAUCGGGAACUAAUAACCUCAAAGAAGAAUUGUUUUAAGAAUUUACAAGCAAAUUCAUUACUAAGUUUUACUCUCGCCCAAUUGGUGGAUGAAGUUGAUAGAGCCGCAAAGUAUCGGGCAUAUAAAAAGAAAGAGAAUGAUAGUGAUUCAGAUGGAGGAUAUUAUCAUUUAUUUGAAGUUGAAAAUUUUUCGUUUUCUCCUGAGAACUUAUUCCGAUGGUUAAAAAGAUUCAAAACAAGUAGGAAAUCACCCUUCCGCGCGAUUAUUGAAGAACAAAUAUCGAUAUUAUAUGGAGUUGGAGACACUAUUGAACAUAUAGUUAUGUUGCAAACACUUUUACGAAAUGGAGUUGAUCCGUUUUUAGAGUUUGAAAAUGGGAAAAAUAAACCUACACAAGAUGAUGCGGAUAUUUGGUUAAUUAUGGUGUAUACAACUAGUAAACUUUUAGAAAAACUCGAAAAGGAUAUGGUUGAAAUUGAAGAACCACAAAUUGAUUUUAUAUACACACAAUUAAUUAAUGACUUAGAACCAUUUUUAAAGACAAUUCAAGACAUUACUAUUGAUAUACGAUGGAAAGAAUCCGAAUUAAUCGAAGAUUAUCCACAAUAUACAAAUAACAAAUUAAAUAUAAUCUAG
This is a messenger RNA of Scutellospora calospora, 864 nucleotides long. NCBI's taxonomy places the organism in Eukaryota, Fungi, Glomeromycota, Glomeromycetes, Diversisporales, Gigasporaceae. The record is from the annotation of a GenBank genome assembly.